AAGAGACACGGGCGCCUGUCAUCCGUUAACCGCCCGAGCAUCUCUAGCUCCAAACGCAGUUUCUAACCAGAACAGUCAUUUUACUCAUCGUUUAAGUGGUAUACAAUACCAGAAGGCUUCUUUCCUGUCACAUCGACCGAUAUUGUAAAACUUUAAAUGCUCUUCUUAUGGCUGUCUGAAAGCUUCUUGCGGCAGUUAUAACUGCUAACUGAAGCUUAUAUGAACAUCUUUGUCUGACAUCUCUCGGAGUCAUCUCUCUUUAAAAAAAUUCUCGGGGAUUGUGAGACUUCCAUGUCGGCGAUGUUGUUUUCCAUCUUAAUCGAUACCUGAGACCAGGGGUCAAGAGUUAAGAAUUUGUAGCCUAUUUGGUGUGGAUCAUUUGAAGAUCAUUAAAACAGAUUAAACUUUUAUCACAUAUGACACGGAUUAUUAAAGAUGAGACGCUUAUUUUGACUAUCACAGUGGGAUAAAGUACAGCGCAUCAUCACCGCACCUUCAGGAUGUUCCGGCGAGGCUGUGGUCUGGAGUUUCUCCUGGUGCUGUGUGGUUUAGAGUUGACCCAGGCGUGUCCCCGUCACUGCAUCUGCUACGACUCUCCCAGCACAGUGAGCUGCCAGGCUCACAACUUCCUGGUGGUUCCAGAGGGAAUCCCGGCCCAGAGCGAGCGAGUCUUUCUGCAAAACAACAAAAUCCAGCGACUGCUGCAGGGCCAUUUCAGCCCCACCACCGUCAUGCUUUGGCUCUACUCCAACAAUAUCUCAUACAUCCAGCCCUCCACAUUCAUGGGCUUCACCCGCCUGGAGGAGCUCGAUCUGGGGGACAACAAACACCUCCGCUCUCUGGCUUCUGACACUUUUCAGGGCCUGACCCGACUCCAUGCUCUGCACCUCUACCACUGUGGCCUAAUCACUCUGCCCGCUGGCUUAUUUGAGGGGCUGCACAACCUGCAGUACCUCUAUUUACAGAACAACCAGCUGGAGUUUCUUGAGGAUGACAUGUUCAUUGAUCUUCUGAAUCUGAGCCAUUUAUUUCUGCAUGGAAAUCGGUUGUGGAGCCUCCACCAGAACACUUUCCGUGGCCUGGGGGCCCUCGAUCGCUUGCUGCUCCAUCAAAACCGGCUCCAGUGGGUUCACAAACAGGCUUUCCACGACCUUCGCCGCCUGACGACGCUCUACCUGUUUAACAACUCCUUACCUGAACUUCCCGCCGAAAGCUUGUCUCAGCUGCCAGCGCUGGAAUACCUGCGGCUCAACGACAACCCUUGGGAGUGCGACUGCAAGGCCGUGCCACUCUGGGAUUGGCUGCGGCGUUUCCGUGGCUCCACCUCCUCGUUAAUAUGUGCGGCUCCACCGGAGCUGGCGGGAAAGGAUCUGAAACGGUUGACCAAAGAAGAGCUGCCCUCCUGUACAGGCUCGGAGUCGCUCCACCAGAGCAAAUCCAGCCAGGGGGACGUGGGGGUGUCGCUGAAGAAAGACCAUCAUCAUCGAUCGCGGAAUCAUCAUCAUCAUCAUCCUCACCUGCCACAUCAGGAUCAAUACUACCCCACCUCCCCAUCGCCGCUUCCUCGACCGCCCAAGUUGGGACGCAACAGGAACUGCACGAGGCAUCGAAGCCGCAAGGGCAAUGCUCAGAACGAGGUGUAUAACCUAAAGGAGUUAGCCAAUAAGGAAUCGGACGACAAAUAUGACCCGUCAAAACCGAGACGAAAGAACAAAUGCAUCCCACGGACUUCGGUGGGUCCCCCUAGUGGUGUGCAAAGAGCGAACAGCAGGGCGGCGUCCGUCUUGGCACCUUGUUUCAUCAUCCCUCUUUGCUUAUUGGUGUGUCUCACUGCCCUUAUUUUCCGCUGAGCCUUGUGGAAGCGUCUACUAAUGGUUUUUACCGAACAAACUCAGCCCUCUGUCUACUCUGGCUCCUACACUUCAGUGUGCGAAUGUGUGUGUGUGUGUGCGUUUGUGUGUACAUGUGAGCCCCUUUCGAGGGACAGAGGACUUGUGCGAAGUUGCAGGCCUGGAAUUAAACCCGAGAUUGGAAGAAACUCUGGGAUUUGUGGGCGAGAGAUGGGACACUAAAUGGACUACUCCUCGAUCAUCACCAUUUCCUGUUGCUCCAGGGCAUAUUCAAUAACAAAAAAAAAAACCCAACUGCAUUUGUUAACUACAUUCAGUUGUACAUCACACCUCUGCAGAAUAAUUAGCAGCUCAUUGUGGUCAAGCUCAUUGCCAUUAAAACCUCCGUAUCCCUGUCCUGACCUUCGACCUGCACACAGGCUGCGGCCCAGCGGGGGGGAAGAGUGUGAACGAAAUACAUAAACCAAGCAUUUACACAAAUAUACACAGGGGCUAACCCGUUAGCAUCUCAGCGGUUUCUGUGGGAGGGUUGUUGUUAACACCUUUAGCACCUGACAACAUAAAAAUGAAAGCCAAGCACACAAGAGAGUGAUUGGGUUAGUUCUGAGAUUAUUUUUUUUUUAACAUAUAAAAAAAUAUAAUUGCAGUUGCAAUAUUCACACAUUAAAGCUGGUUCACACAGCCCCAACAAAUGCUAACAGGGUUGAUCCAACAAAACCAAAAGUUGCUGUUUGCUGUCGCAGUGUGAAUUAGAGCUCAAAUUAUACUGUUCUAAAGCUGCUAUGCUGGCGAUGUCAGUAAAGAGAAAGUGGAGUUGAUGAAGGAUUAUGGGAUGGUUUUGGGUUUGUGCAUGUUGUUAUUCAUUGAUUGUGCCCUUAAGAUAGUAUUUUGCAUAUAAACCGGAAGGCAAAAGUUAUUAAGAUAUGAAAAGGUCAAGUGGAGCUCAUACAAAAAGCAUCAUGCAUUAUCUGUUGCUCAGCUGCAAUAAUGUGCUAACCUAGAAGGGAAACAACACCAACACUACAUUAAUAUCUGCUCAUGGCACAGUUUGGUAAAAUGAAACAGCAAAUUUCACAAAGGGAGAAAUAUAGCUGUUCAGUCACAGAUGUCAAGUCUAACCUGGAAGGGUAAUUUGCCAUAGGUUCCCUCAGGAAGUUUUUAGCGAUUAUUGAUUUAAACCACUAUGGAGAAAGAAAGAAACAUCUCAAACAGUUAUUCUUGACUUUAUAAAUAGCACUAAUGAAGUAAAGUUCAAACACUGUGCAUCUGUAUAUAUUAUACGUUUUUUAUACUACACAUCUGUCAUUAUUAUUAAAAAAUAAUAUAUACACACACACACACACACACACACACACACACGGAGAGUAUAUACCGUAUAUAUGCAGUUUGUAUGCGGUAACUGUAGUUUAGUUGAUUACAGUUUACAGAAAUGAAAUGUUAUAGUUUCACAUUAAAUCUAACAGACAGAAUUUAUUAUACCAAACUGGGGUUUGGGGCCCAGGGGGCCACAACUGUGUGCAAUCAAAGUUCUGAGAAGAAAAUUCAGAGAAAAAGUAAAGUAAAUAAAUAAAUAAGAUUAUUAAUAAAUAAAUAUGCUAUAAUGUAUAUGAAUUUUAAGAAUUAACAGAAAAUAAAUGCAUACAGGUUUUAAAUGACAUGAGGAGGACUAAACUUUAUUAAAGUACCAAACCAUUACGUUAAAAGACUUUUACAAUCUUUUACAAUAAUUUACAUAAUCACAACCACAUCAUGGAUUGUUUUAUCAAUACGUUGUAAAUAAGUUGAUAAACAAGGACUGCAACAACAGGUAUCUCAAGUGUGUGAUUGCGCAAUAGGUCAAACAACCUCUGUAGGCCUUAUGUAGCCACUUCUUAGCAGUUUUAAAUGUAUAUAAAAAUUUAUAGAACAAAAUGUGAACAAUAAUGUUAUCAACAGGCCUAAUUUUUUCCAAUAAAUCAGAAACUACUUUCUAAAAACCCAUUAGAAACUCCAGAGGGAACCCACUGCCCAAAAAUGCCAAUUCUCGUCCAGGUUUUUUGGAGUACAAAGUGAAAAGGAACAUAUAGAAAGUCAACAAGUUCUGAGGUAAUAAUCCUUGCAAGCCAUAGAAAAACUUGUCUGUCACUCACAAACUCUGACCCCUGCUGCUGUUGAGCCAUCAAAUACAUGUCUGUAUUGGGAUCCUAAAGCUGAGAGUUAUAUUGUCAAUGGAAAAAGUCACAGAGCCCCCUUCUGGACAGGUGGGGUAAUAGCACUCCCCCCACCUCUACCUUGUCCCUCCUCAAAGACUCUCUACCUUUAUACAAAAGUGAACUGAGAAUAUUAUGACAUGUCCAGUGUGAACAUUUAUUUGUUUGAGAAUAUAUGUCACUUAUUGACAAAAGACUAUGUGUAUGACAUUGUGGAGGAAAGGAGGAAGUUAUUUUGUAUUCAUGUACCUUUUCUUUGUACAUUGUCGUCAAACUGCAAUUUUGAACAUACAAGUGCACCAUACUAACACCUUCCUCGUAUUCCUCGGUCCGUCCUUCAUCUUUCUUCCUCCCUUUUUCAUAACUCAAACUUUCUGUCUGUUAUGAAAUACCACCAGACUCAAAAGCUGUUUCUAAAGAACAUUAAAGAGAAAUGUGGU
Onychostoma macrolepis is the source of this 4479-nucleotide messenger RNA. It is a transcript of the gene rtn4rl1a, whose product is annotated as reticulon-4 receptor-like 1. Bases 501 to 1850 code for a protein of 449 amino acids. The transcript has 3 exons. Lineage: Eukaryota; Metazoa; Chordata; Actinopteri; Cypriniformes; Cyprinidae. The record is from RefSeq and is a predicted model, not a curated record. Gene Ontology annotation, molecular function: protein binding. Gene Ontology annotation, cellular component: plasma membrane.